AUGAGGGCAGUCAACAACCGUCUACUGGCCCUAACGGCCUUCAUAGUCUUCAUAGGCUUUAUGAAUCUCCCAACGGCCCUUGCACUUCCUAACACUUCAAGACUAUCUUCCAUUCAUUCGACUGGCGAAACGCCCAAAGGCAACGACCGUACAUAUGGUUCCCUGUUCAGCUCUCUCAAGGGGGCCAUUGUGAAACGCGCCCCCCAAUCAUCCUCUCGCCCUCCAUGGUGGUGGCCAUACGGCGAGUCUGGAAUAAACUAUUCGCCUGGUCAAAUUGGCGGAGAAGGGCCCUCGCAAUAUCCUCCGAAUUGGCCAGGGCAGCCAGGGCCACAAGGUCCCAAAGGUCCCCCAGGUCCCCAAGGUCCCCAAGGUCCCGCUGGCCCAACAGGAGCAACUGGUCCAAAGGGAUCGACUGGUCCAAAGGGAGAUGUCGGUAGCCAGGGCCCUCAGGGAGGUAUCGGACCUAUCGGACCUGCUGGACCCACUGGCCCGGCCGGACAGAACGGCGCCGUGGGACCUCAAGGACCGGUUGGCCCUGCUGGCCCCAACGGAGCGGUUGGUCCUGCUGGACCCGUUGGACCUAACGGAGCGGUUGGACCUGCUGGCCCAACUGGCCCUAUUGGCCCAACCGGUCAAACUGGUCCUCAAGGCCCUAACGGUGCAACUGGCCCUACCGGACUGACUGGCCCGGCUGGUCCUCAAGGUGAAACCGGCCCUACUGGGUUGACCGGUGCGGUUGGUCCUCAAGGUCCUGAAGGUGAAACUGGCCCUACUGGACUAACUGGCGAGGCUGGCCCUCAAGGCCCUCCCGGAAAUGAUGGAGCCCCUGGUGCUCAAGGACCUGCUGGCAACGACGGAGCUCCCGGCAAUGACGGUGCUCAAGGCCCUCAAGGCCUUCCCGGAAACGACGGAGCCCCUGGUACUGAAGGCCCUCAAGGUCCUCCUGGUAAUGAUGGAGCUCCUGGUGCCCAAGGACCUGCCUUCCCGGCAACGACGGAGCUCCUGGUGCUCAGGGCCCUCAAGGCCUUCCUGGCAACGACGGAGCCCCCGGUGCUCAAGGCCCUCAAGGACUUCCCGGCAACGAUGGAGCUCCCGGUGCCCAAGGACCUGCAGGCAACGAUGGAGCCCCUGGUGCUCAAGGUCCUCAAGGCCUUCCCGGUAAUGACGGAGCUCCCGGUGCUCAAGGCCCUCAAGGCCUUCCUGGCAACGACGGAGCCCCUGGUGCUCAAGGCCCUCAAGGCCUUCCUGGCAACGAUGGAGCUCCCGGCACUGAUGGUGCUCAAGGUCCUCAAGGCCUUCCCGGCAACGACGGAGCCCCCGGUGCUCAAGGCCCUCAAGGCCUUCCUGGCAACGAUGGAGCUCCCGGCACUGAUGGAGCUCCUGGUGCUCAAGGCCCUCAAGGCCUCCCUGGAAACGACGGAGCCCCCGGUGCUCAAGGCCCUCAAGGCCUUCCCGGUAAUGACGGAGCUCCUGGUGCUCAAGGCCCUCAAGGCCUUCCCGGUAAUGACGGAGCUCCCGGUGCUCAAGGCCCUCAAGGCCUUCCCGGUAAUGACGGAGCUCCCGGCACUGAUGGAGCUCCUGGUGCUCAAGGCCCUCAAGGCCUUCCCGGUAACGAUGGAGCUCCCGGCACUGAUGGAGCUCCUGGUGCUCAAGGCCCUCAAGGCCUUCCCGGCAACGACGGAGCCCCCGGUACUGAUGGAGCUCCUGGUGCUCAGGGCCCUCAAGGCCUUCCUGGCAACGACGGAGCCCCCGGUGCUCAAGGCCCCCAAGGUAUCCAAGGCGCUCAAGGACCUCAAGGACCUCCAGGCCCGGGUACAUAUGCGGCGUCCUGGGACUAUGCUGGUUGCUAUGAUGCCGCCGAGGGCCUCUUCGGAUUCACCAAUGUCGUGUUUGAGACACCCGUGGACACCUCCAUUGACGACUGCUCGACUAUCUGUUCAACCAGGGGUGCUGGCGGUAACCCUACCUUCUACUUUGCGCUUGCAACGGACGUGA
Messenger RNA from Clonostachys byssicola, 1995 nucleotides. Lineage: Eukaryota; Fungi; Ascomycota; Sordariomycetes; Hypocreales; Bionectriaceae. The record is from the annotation of a GenBank genome assembly.